Messenger RNA from Wyeomyia smithii (pitcher-plant mosquito), 1529 nucleotides. Its product is annotated as phenoloxidase-activating factor 2-like. The transcript has 3 exons. Gene Ontology annotation, biological process: proteolysis. Bases 246 to 1499 code for a protein of 417 amino acids. NCBI's taxonomy places the organism in Eukaryota, Metazoa, Arthropoda, Insecta, Diptera, Culicidae. Gene Ontology annotation, molecular function: serine-type endopeptidase activity. The record is from RefSeq and is a predicted model, not a curated record.
UUUUCCGUUGAUGUUAACGAUUGAGUUGAAAUGUAUCACUGAGUGUACUUUUCUUUCAAUAACUUUUAAUUUCGCAUAGAAGUUUUAAUCAUUACGCCUAAUAAAUUUCGAAGCAAGACAUAAAUUUUGUCCUUCGUUCGUGUUUUAUGCGUUUGAUGACCUUUCAAACGCGAUUUAGGGUCAUUGUUGUUUAUAAUUCUACUUUUUCUUUGGGUUAAGAGGCUGACGAUUGAUUGCUCGCAACCAUGCUGCACAAAUUUCUUUCGGUGGUCAGUCUGGUAAUAGUGUUGGCGAUUUCUUCUCGAGCUCAGGAUGAUUUAGACGCCCUAUUUGAGUCCGUGUUUAAUGCCGAAAAUAAUCAAGGUACCACGGCUGUAACUAAUAGUCCUCCCGUUUUGCCUGUUUCAACGGCCCCAGUAGCACCACCGGCACCAACGCCACCACCCGUAUAUACAUGCAGCGGAGAAUGCGUUCCGUAUUACCUGUGUCAAGAUAACCAGAUUAUUACUGACGGAACUGGUAUCAUUGACAUUCGCGUGGGUGAAGACACCACAGUCGAGAAUGAAUGUCCUAACUACCUGGAUACAUGCUGUGAAAAGAAUGGAGUACUGGAUGUACCCCCACCAACAGCUACCGAGCCCCCUCGUCCCGCAAACAAGUUCACUUGUGGUGCACGCAACGCCGAUGGUUUAGGAUUCAGAAUAACCGGUAACAAAAACGGUGAAUCUGAGUACGGAGAGUUUCCAUGGAUGUUGGCGGUAUUGCGAGAGGAUAAAGUCAUGGAAUCUACCCUGAACGUGUAUGAAUGUGGUGGUUCGUUAAUUGCUCCAAAUGUUGUCCUGACGGCAGCCCACUGUGUCAUGAACAAACCAAAAGAAUCGCUUCUGGUGCGUGGUGGAGAAUGGGAUACACAGACAAAGAACGAGUUGUACCCGCAUCAGGAUCGUCGGGUACGAGAGGUUAUUACACAUAGCCAGUUCCUGAAGGGUUCACUAGCCAAUGAUGUUGCUCUUUUAAUUCUCGAACAACCAUUCGAUUUAGCUGAGAACAUCCAACCUGUAUGCCUUCCUCCCAAGAACUUCAAUUUUGAUAAAAGCACUUGCUUUGCUUCGGGAUGGGGUAAGAACAUAUUCGGCAAAGAAGGUAAAUAUCAAGUAAUUCUGAAAAAAGUUCAGUUACCGUUUGUGCCGCAUAAUCAGUGCGAAAGUGCUAUGCGAACCACUCGAUUGGGAAAUCGUUUCCGCUUGCAUCCAAGCUUCAUCUGUGCAGGAGGCAAAGUGGGCGAAGACACGUGCCGCGGUGAUGGAGGUUCUCCACUGGUUUGCCCAAUCCCUGGCGUUCCAGCAAACUACUAUCAAGCCGGUAUCGUUGCCUGGGGCAUUGGUUGUGGUGAACAAGGAAUUCCUGGAGUCUACGUAAACGUUGCCAUGUUUAGAGAUUGGAUUGAUCAGCAAUUGACCCAACGCCAUGUUGAAAGCAAGCAUUACACUUAUGCAUAAAAAUAAAACAACUCAAGAGUCGAAAUAAUA